CUGUCCCGAAUGAUUUGGCGAGGGUGAUUCGAAAACACGCCGACUACCUACUCGAGAAAGGUUUCGUUCGCUGCAGCACGCCACCAUUUGCAGCUCCGAUACUGUUCACUCCGAAGAAACAUGGCGGUCUACGAAUGUGUAUUGACUACCGCGCCUUAAACCGGGUUACCAUCAAGUCCCGCUAUCCUAUCCCGCGUGCCGACGGACUCAUCGACCAACUUCGCGGAGCAAAGUUCUUUUCGAAAAUUGACCUGCGAUGCGGUUACCACCAAAUCAGCAUGAACGAAGCUGACUGCUACAAGACGGCGUUUCAGACCCGGUACGGGAGCCACGUCAUUUCCAUCGACGGAGUUAAAAUCGACCCCAAGAAGAUUGCGACCAUCCAAGACUGGAAGCCGCUGGCUAAUCUCCGCGAACUUAAGAGUUUCCUGGGGUUUGUGAAUUACGUUCAUCGUUUCAUUCCGAACAUGGCGGGGGUAACUUCCCCUCUCACGGAUCUUCUAAAGAAAGACACGUUUUACUGUAUGAGUGGGGGGGAGAGCAGCAGGCUGCGUUCGAACAGCUUAAACUUUUCCUGGCUACACCUCCGGUUCUUCGGAUUGCAGAUCCUCACCGCCCGUUCGAGCUCAUUACCGACGCUAACGAUCUGGCUGUUGGUGCAGUACUGUUACAAGACUUCGGCGAAUACAAAAAUCUGGCAGCAGUACGGCACACGUCUACAUCUGUCCACAGCGUACCAUCCGCAAUCGGACGGUCAGACUGAGCGCACCAAUCAGACGAUGGAGCAGCUAAUUCGCACGACAUGCACAGACCCGGCCCAAUGGGAAGACUCCCUUCCCUUGAUCGAGUUUGCGUACAACAAUGCCCUAUCGGCCACGACUACUCAGUCCCCAUUCUUCCUCAAUUACAUGAUAGAUCCGACAACACCGCUAUCUCAAUCGUGAAUUUUGUGUUCGAUUGUAUCAC
This is a messenger RNA of Closterium sp. NIES-67, 966 nucleotides long. Lineage: Eukaryota; Viridiplantae; Streptophyta; Zygnematophyceae; Desmidiales; Closteriaceae. The record is from the annotation of a GenBank genome assembly.